Messenger RNA from Verticillium alfalfae VaMs.102, 1587 nucleotides. RefSeq lists its product as hypothetical. The transcript has a single exon. Lineage: Eukaryota; Fungi; Ascomycota; Sordariomycetes; Glomerellales; Plectosphaerellaceae. The record is from RefSeq and is a predicted model, not a curated record. The coding region runs from base 1 to 1587 and encodes 528 amino acids.
AUGCUCGACGAAAACUUGCCGAGUUUCCGCUUCCAACCCUCCUCCGAUUCGCCUCUCAACACAGUGCUUUACUUCUCCCACAAUGGCUCCGAUCCAAGUGCGCAGUAUCUCCUGAUGCGCGCCGACCCGGCAGUCCCUAUGUCCAAGAACAAAUACGCUGUCGCCCUCGCCGACGUCUCCUCUCAGUCCAUCAUCUACGCCGAGGUCCUCGUCGAGCCGUCGUGGUCGCAGCCAACACUCUCGACGGCCGAGAUUCGCGCACAAAAUGGCCAGCCGCCCCCACCGACACCGAUCACCCCAGACACGAUCACGCUGAACCUCUACAACCCAGACUCACAGGUCGUGAUUCGCUCGAAGCCGGGGUCUUGGGGCAAAUCGGAUAGCUGGGAGUUUGAGCUUCCUGAGCAGUCGUUCCGCGCGCCCAGUGCCAGCAAGAUCGACCUCGACGCUGGCGAGCCUCCCAUCAGCGACCUUGUGCCCAAGGCCGUCUUUCGUUGGAAAAAAGAGUCGAGGCUCGGCAGGGAGAUGACGUGCUAUCUGGUGGGCAAGAGCGUCGGCGGCAAGAAGAGCAAGGAGCCUGAUAUCACGGUGGCCAUGUUCAAGGAGGGACGUCACGACAGCACCGUCACCAUUUACGAACCGAAUCUGCGUCGUGUCGAUGUACAGGAUCAGAAGGGACUCGACAUCGUGUUGCUCCUCGGGGCCGAGGUCAUUCGUGACCUGUAUCUCAACCCAAAGAUGGAUCCCUUCAACGUUUCUGGUGCGCCACCCUUGGCAUCUUCCGGACGGCGAAAGGACUCUCGCGGGGCGUCGGCAUCUCCCGGUACCGCGGCACCAAUGUCUGGGGCCCUUAGUGCCCCUCCGCCGCAGCCCGCCUCCUACCAGGCGCAGUCCAACGUGGCGCCAUCACGCGACGCUCGCCAGCAAGACAUUGACGCUGAGACGAAGCGACUUCAGGCCAUGGUGGCUGAGGAGGAACGACAAGCUCGCGAACGGGAACGCCAGACGCGCGAACAGGAGCGCUGCGAUGCUGAGGAGGCGCGACGCAUCAAAGACAUGCUUAAUCGGGAAGAGGAAGAGCGACGCCGGAAGCAGGCCGAGGUGGACCGCGAAACAGAGCGCCUACGGAAGCAGUACGGCGUCAACGCGCAGGGGUUUGCAGCCACCAGCAGCCUGCCGCCCGAGGCUCACGCACCGCAUCUGCCGCCGCGGCCGGGGCCCUGGUGGGCCACACUCUCACGGUGCUGGCAGGGGAGGGGGCAGCCCAGGACUGUCGCCAUACUUUUCGAGCAGCGCACACGGCCACGCGCAGCCCCCGCCAAGACCCUCGAGCGCCGGCCCGCAGACCCCCGCCAUGUCGGGGGCAGCAGCGGAUGGUGGAAGCCUGGGCCGUCGACGCCCGGAGGAGACACUGCGGCUACGAGCUCAGGAGGUGCGGGUAGAGGAGGCAAGAAACCGGCCAACCCGCUGCACGGUUUACUCAACGGGCACGGGCCGUACGGGAACGCCGCGGCGAGCGUCAGCAAUUUCUUCCACGGCGCGGCAUCGAAGCAUGAGAGCAAGCUGUCGAAGAAGCGCAGCAUGUGA